AAAAAAGGAGUCGCCCAUUUCUCUCUUUUUUUUUUCUUUGACAACAUCGAGAGAGAAGAAGAAAAAAAAAAAAAUGAGAGAGAUCCUUCACAUCCAAGGUGGUCAAUGUGGAAACCAGAUCGGAGCAAAGUUCUGGGAAGUGAUCUGCGACGAACACGGCAUUGAUCACACCGGUCAAUACGUAGGCGAUUCUCCGUUACAGCUUGAACGUAUCGAUGUGUAUUUCAACGAAGCUAGCGGUGGGAAAUACGUUCCUCGCGCUGUUCUUAUGGAUCUGGAGCCUGGUACCAUGGAUUCCCUCAGAUCUGGUCCCUUUGGUCAGAUUUUUCGUCCUGAUAACUUCGUCUUUGGCCAGUCCGGUGCUGGUAACAACUGGGCCAAAGGUCAUUAUACCGAAGGUGCUGAGUUGAUUGAUUCCGUUCUCGAUGUUGUCAGGAAGGAGGCUGAGAACAGCGAUUGUCUUCAAGGUUUCCAAGUGUGUCAUUCGUUGGGUGGAGGAACCGGAUCUGGAAUGGGAACUCUUUUGAUUUCUAAAAUUAGAGAAGAGUAUCCAGAUCGUAUGAUGAUGACCUUUUCAGUGUUUCCUUCUCCUAAGGUCUCUGACACUGUUGUUGAGCCAUACAAUGCUACUCUCUCUGUGCAUCAGCUUGUUGAGAACGCUGACGAGUGUAUGGUUUUGGACAAUGAGGCUCUUUACGAUAUCUGUUUCCGUACCUUGAAGCUUGCUAACCCUACCUUUGGUGAUCUUAACCACCUCAUCUCUGCUACAAUGAGUGGUGUUACUUGCUGUCUUCGUUUCCCUGGUCAGCUAAACUCUGACCUUAGGAAGCUUGCUGUGAACCUCAUCCCCUUCCCUAGGCUUCACUUCUUUAUGGUUGGUUUCGCUCCAUUGACAUCGAGAGGAUCACAGCAAUACAGUGCCUUGAGUGUCCCUGAACUGACCCAGCAGAUGUGGGAUGCUAAGAACAUGAUGUGCGCUGCUGACCCUCGUCACGGACGUUACUUGACUGCAUCCGCUGUGUUCCGUGGAAAGCUGAGCACCAAAGAGGUUGAUGAGCAGAUGAUGAACAUCCAGAACAAAAACUCAUCAUACUUUGUUGAAUGGAUCCCAAACAACGUCAAGUCCAGUGUCUGUGAUAUUGCACCAAAGGGUUUGAAAAUGGCGUCCACUUUCAUUGGUAACUCAACUUCAAUCCAGGAGAUGUUCAGGCGUGUGAGUGAGCAGUUCACAGCUAUGUUCAGGAGAAAGGCUUUCCUUCAUUGGUACACAGGAGAAGGCAUGGACGAGAUGGAGUUCACUGAAGCAGAGAGCAACAUGAAUGAUCUUGUCGCAGAGUACCAGCAGUACCAAGAUGCUACAGCCGGAGAAGAGGAGUACGAGGAGGAAGAAGAGGAGUACGAGACUUAAGAUGUUGUCUAAUGGCUCCCUUGGAUUCGUAAGCUGUGUAAGCAAGCAGCAUUCUCUUUCUUCUCUUUCCCUCAACCCUGAAUUUUUUUCCGUAAUAUCUCUUUAUUUCGUUCAUGUGUGUUCCUUCUGUUAUUGAAACCCAUUCUCGUUCUGGAUUUGUUUAACUUUUGCGUGUAUUGCUUAUUGUUUUUGUCAGUGGAAAAAUAUUGCUUUUGUUCUUUCAA
Camelina sativa (false flax) is the source of this 1632-nucleotide messenger RNA. The record is from RefSeq and is a predicted model, not a curated record. Lineage: Eukaryota; Viridiplantae; Streptophyta; Magnoliopsida; Brassicales; Brassicaceae.